GCGGCGGCAUCAUCAUCAUCAUCAUCAAAGAGACUCGAUUCCUGCCGCCCUGGGAGCCAUGCGUUGCUGUCUGUAAUGUCAGCGGAACAGGAGAAGGACCCUAUCGCGCUGAAGAGAUCUCGAGGUGGUGAUAGUGGAUUGGAUGGGUUAGGAGGACCAGGAGUACAGCUUGGAAGCCCUGAUAAGAAAAAGCGGAAAGCAAAUACACAGGGAUCAUCAUUUCCUCCUCCAUCUGAAUAUGCUCCACCGCCGAAUCCAAGCUCUGACCACCUUGUAGCUGCAAAUCCAUUUGAUGACAACUAUAAUACUGUGUCUUAUAAACCACUUCCUUCAGGAAAUCCAUAUUUUAGUAAUCCUGGUUAUCCUGGCUUUGGAGGCUAUAACACUUUCAGAAUGCCACCUCACAUGCUGCCCAGAGUGUCCUCGCCAUAUGGUGGCUCUUACUCCCUCAGAAACCAACCACAUCCCCUUCCUCAAAACCCGGUGGGAAUGGGUUUUAGUCGACCCCACUCUUUCAGCUUUGGUCCACAUGAUAACCCGGGUUUUGGGAAUCAACCACCUUACAGUAGUGGUCAGAUAAAUCAAAAUGUCAAUAUACCUGGUCAGCAUUUCAGACCAAAUCUUGGUGAGAACUUUGCGCAUUCUGGUCAGAUACCUCACCCUGAUGUGCCAUCUAACUUUGGUCCUGGAAGCAAUCCAAAUUUUCCAAAUUCACAGCUAGAGUCAAACCAUUCUUUUAUUCUUCCACCAAACACGUACAACCAGACAAAAUCAUCAGCACAAAAGCAAGACUUUAAUCAAGGUGCAAGCAAAGCUUCCAGCCAGAACACUGCUGCCCAUCAGCAUCAUCACAGGACAGAGGACAUUGUGAGUCAAGGUAACAGUGACCUAAAAAAUGUUACUCGAAACAAUGUGGUAAAUCAGGAUAAUAGCCAUUCUAAUAGUGCUGAUAACACUAAUGCUGGCCAUUCCAAUGGGACUCAGAAUAAGUCCCGCCAGCCUCGAGGUACUGCUGAAGGAUGCAACGCUGAAAAGAGCAGCAAAACACCCCUUCAUCCCAGUCGCCAUGGUCACUCGUCCUCUGAACCCGUCUAUCCAUGUGGAAUUUGUACACAUGAAGUUAAUGAUGACCAGGAUGCCAUCCUGUGUGAAGCCUCUUGUCAAAAAUGGUUUCAUCGGAUCUGUACAGGCAUGACUGAGUCAGCUUAUGGCCUUCUUACAGCAGAAGCAUCAGCAGUAUGGGGUUGUGAUACUUGCAUGGCUGACAAAGAUGUCCAGUUAAUGCGUACAAGAGAGACUGCAGGACCACCUGCUUUGAAUACGGAUGGCUAACAACGUGAGCUGGGGGUAGUAGUUGAAAUACUUGCUAUGAAGAUUUGGUCACAAAUUGGGUACUUCACUUUCUGCAGACAAUCAGUUGUGGUUGUCAUCUGAUUGCUGUCAUCUUUUUUUUUUUUUCUCUUUUUUUU
Molecule: messenger RNA, 1469 nt
Organism: Dryobates pubescens (Downy woodpecker)
Lineage: Eukaryota; Metazoa; Chordata; Aves; Piciformes; Picidae
Gene: PYGO1
Product: pygopus family PHD finger 1
Exons: 3
Coding region: 76-1332 (418 amino acids)
Source: RefSeq, a predicted model, not a curated record